Lutra lutra (Eurasian river otter) is the source of this 2637-nucleotide messenger RNA. It is a transcript of the gene CDIP1, whose product is annotated as cell death inducing p53 target 1. NCBI's taxonomy places the organism in Eukaryota, Metazoa, Chordata, Mammalia, Carnivora, Mustelidae. Gene Ontology annotation, biological process: tumor necrosis factor-mediated signaling pathway; intrinsic apoptotic signaling pathway in response to DNA damage by p53 class mediator. The transcript has 6 exons. The coding region runs from base 205 to 831 and encodes 208 amino acids. Gene Ontology annotation, molecular function: zinc ion binding. The record is from RefSeq and is a predicted model, not a curated record.
CUCCAAAGCAUACCCGCCUCCUUCUGACAGACGAGCGACGGCGAGCUGCGGAGGUGUUCCUUCCUGCAGCUGCGGCAGCCGUGGGUGCCGCGGGGACGAACAGCUCCCUAGAGCCCUGCGUAUCUGUUCCGGCUGGCAGUAGAAGGAGCCUCUCCUGCCUUCCCCUUCUGAGUACCUGGGAUUUGAGGUCCAGAAGCAGCAAAGAUGUCCAAUGAGCCGCCCCCUCCUUACCCUGGAGGCCCCACAGCCCCCCUUCUGGAGGAGAAGAGUGGAGCCCCACCGACCCCAGGCCGCACCUCCCCAGCUGUGAUGCAGCCCCCUCCAGGCAUGUCGAUGCCCCCUGCAGACAUUGGUCCCCCACCCUAUGAGCCACCGGGUCACCCAAUGCCUCAGCCUGGCUUCAUCCCCCCACAUAUGAAUGCAGAUGGCACCUACAUGCCUCCAGGUUUCUACCCUCCUCCAGGCCCCCACCCACCCAUGGGCUACUAUCCACCAGGGCCCUACCCACCGGGGCCCUACCCUGGCCCUGGGGGCCACACCGCCACAGUCCUAGUUCCCUCAGGGGCUGCCACCACAGUGACAGUACUGCAGGGAGAGAUCUUCGAGGGCGCCCCUGUACAGACAGUGUGUCCCCACUGCCAGCAGGCCAUCACCACCAAGAUCUCCUAUGAGAUUGGCCUGAUGAACUUCGUGCUGGGCUUCUUCUGCUGCUUCAUGGGGUGUGAUCUGGGCUGCUGCUUGAUCCCUUGCCUCAUCAACGACUUCAAGGAUGUGACGCACACAUGCCCCAGCUGCAAAGCCUACAUCUACACAUAUAAGCGCCUGUGCUAACGGAGCCGGGACUGGACUCCGUGCUGUCAGUCUGGCCCCUUGUGCUUUUGCUCCCCUCGCUCAGUGGCUCGCUUCCGUGCUCCCACUUGGGGAUGGAAGCCAUUCCACCGGUCCCCUGGAAGUCUUGUCCUCUUUGGCUUGCCCUUCCCUGAGCAUCUGACUCUUCCGGCAAAAAUUCUGUUGGAUUUUAAGGCCAAGGGUCAGCAGACAGCAGGGGGAUAGCACUGAGCUUGUGUGUUGCUGGUUUGCUUGGUGUUUGUGAUCAGGAAGAGAAGCUGGGAAGAGUCUCCUCGCACGGUCUCCCUGCUGGGGUCUCAUUCCUCCAUUUCUGUACAAAGUAUAGAUUUGGUCCUAACUUUCCCUGGGACCAAAAGCAGCCAGAGCAGACCUGGGGCCUGCAGUAGGACUGUACCUGUAGCCACAGUUAUUUCUGAUCUCCUGGGCCAAGAGUGGGGAGUGGACCCAAGCAGGAUAGGGUCCUAAGGCCUGGUCUGUUUCUGGGGUGCUAGAGGUGGGCAUGAUGAUUAGGAGGAUGACUCUGGCCCUUAGAAGUCUCAGACUCUUAACACCCUGUCCAAGUGUCCAGGAGUUCCCUGGGGUAAGGUAGAGAGCUCAGCACACCUCCAAGUCAUGGGGUGAAUGUUGGACCCCAGUUUACUAAGAAGGGACUCGCCUCUGGCCCCCAUCCAGCUCCCUUUCUGGCCAACCCUCCACAAAGCCCCACCUUUGCUAGGGCCAGAAGGAAUACCCAGAAGCCUAAUCCAUCUGUCCAUACCGUGUCUUUGCUGUGUAUCGGCAAGACCUUUGCCCAGUGGCUGGUGUGUCUCAACUAGGACUGGAGGUGAUGGAGAGAAGAGGCCCCUUGUAAGCACACUCAAAUUUGUAGUGCUCUCGCCAUGGAUCCUCUUCUCAGGAAGUGCUGGGUGCUGGGCCCUGGCUGACUUGCUGUCACUGUGCUUGUUUCAACAGCAGGUACUGCAGCAGGAGCAGCUGUGGCACUGGACUGGGACAGGCCAGGGACAAGGAAGGAGCAGCCCCUGGUGGAAGUGCCCUGGUGGACACCUGCCCUGGGCCUGAGCCCACACUGUAUCUCGUGAAUGGUUUGUCUGUGAAUUCGCUCAUGUGGAUCGCUGUAUCCUGCUGCCGCCCCUCUCCUGGUCUCGCACUGCCACUGCAUGGCCUCCUGUCACUGUGAAUCAUGGCUGGUCUCAGUUUGUAGUUUCUCAUUAAAUUGGCCCUUUCACUCCCCUGCCCGGGGCCUCUGCUCUCUUGGCUGGCUUCCUUCUUUGAUGGAAAGAGGGUGGGGGCUAGAAGUGGUCUAAGGCUUGAGUCCUCAGGGUCUUUGUGCUUGUGCUGCACUGACUGCCCAGGGAUGACAGUAUCUGAUUAAACCACACCCAAACCCAGCGUGGACAACCCGUGGGGGUCUACCUGUGACUGGGCCAGGGUAGGAUUUGGCUUUCACUGCACUCAAAGAGCGCCCUCCCCUCUCUCACACUGGUUUCACCCAUCUCCACGCCAUGGCAUCUACCCACAUCGCCUGCAGGCAAAUACCCUUGCUCUCUUAAGCAAGACAGAGUCACUGGGGCUGAGGCUUCUGGUCUAAAGGCUAAUGGGGGCAGCCAGUCAGCCCCCAGGUUCUGAGCCAGCUCCCUCCCUACCCCUUAUCUGAACUGUGAAAAUGGGUAGGCUUGAUCAGUAGUUGAAGACAAAGUUUUCCCCACCAUUUAACCCUUUUCUGAAUAAAACUUUUGCAGAUCCUCAAUAUAUAAAACUGACUCCUAUCAAUAAAAAUAUUUAAGUUCA